Solanum verrucosum is the source of this 1344-nucleotide messenger RNA. RefSeq lists its product as uncharacterized. The record is from RefSeq and is a predicted model, not a curated record. Gene Ontology annotation, molecular function: RNA-DNA hybrid ribonuclease activity; nucleic acid binding. NCBI's taxonomy places the organism in Eukaryota, Viridiplantae, Streptophyta, Magnoliopsida, Solanales, Solanaceae. Bases 1 to 1344 code for a protein of 447 amino acids. The transcript has 3 exons.
AUGAAAAAGGGCACUCUUUUCGAAUGGGACCAAGCUUAUAGUAAUGCCUUUGAGAGCAUCAAGUCUUACUUGACAAAACCACCAAUUUUAGCAGCUCUUGUUCCUGCAAAGCCAUUGAUACUUUACAUAUCAGCUCAAGAAAGAUCAGUGGGAGCACUCUUAGCCCAAGAGAAUGGCAAAGGGAAAGAAAAUUCCCUUUACUACUUAAGUAGGAUGAUGACACCAAAUGAGUUGAAGUACUCGCCAAUUGAAAACCUAUGUUUGGCCUUAGUCUUCUCAAUUCAGAAGAUGAAACACUACUUUCAAGCUCACUUUCAGCAAUUUGAAAUUGUGUAUGUUCCUCAAAAGGCUGUAAAAGGGCAAGCAUUGGCAGACUUCUUAGCAGACCACCCGAUACCUGAUGAUUGGGAACUCAUUGAUGAAUUACCUUAUGAAGAUGCAAUGGUUGUUGAAGUUCAACCACCUUGGAAGAUGUAUUUUGAUGGGGCCUCAUAUCGCGAAGGAGCUGGCGCUGGGGUAAUAUUUGUCACUUCUCGAGAGGAGAUCUUGCCGUAUUCCUUCACCUUAUCGCAAUGUUGCUCCAAUAAUGUUGCAGAAUAUCAAGCCUUAAUACUUGGGCUUGAAAUGGCGGUUGAUAUGAAGCAAUUGCAAUUACAAGUUUUUGGAGACUCUGAAUUAGUGAUCAAUCAAUUGUUGGGUAGAAAGGAGAAUAAGAAAGUUGAUGCUUUAGCCGCUUUGGCUUCAACUUUAACUCUGCCUGAUCAAGCGCAAAUCACUAUCUGCCAAAAAUGGAUAGUACCACCAGAUAUGGAUGAAGAAAGCAAAUUUGAACAUUUUGUAGCUGUCUUACAGGCUGAGAUAGUCGAUUGGAGACAUGCUUUGAUUGAUUACUUGUGUUACAAUAUACUUCCAGAAGAUCCAAAGAAAAGGACUGAAAUUCGUCGUCGUGCUCCUAGGUUUCUUUACUACAAAGAUACUCUAUAUCGUAGAUCAUUCGAGGGAGUCCUCUUGCGUUGUUUGGGGGAAGAAGAAGCGAUUCAAGAUAUGCAAGAAGCACAUUCUGGAGUUUGUGGAUCACAUCAAUUUGGGCCCAAGUUACACUUUCAUAUAAAAAGAAUGGGGUAUUAUUGGCCAACAAUGGUAAAAGAUUGCUUGGAUUAUGCUCGAAGAUGUCAAGCAUGCCAAUUUCAUGCAAACUUUAUGCACCAACCUCCUGAUGUAUUACAUCCGACUAUUGUAUCUUGGCCAUUUGAUGCUUGGGGGCUAGACGUAGUUGGACCACUACCUAAAUCUUCUGGUUGUCACUUGUACAUCUUGGCUGCAACAGAUUACUUCUCAAAAUGA